AUAAGCCAGGCGCGCACGGUCACGUCGGCUCACAGCGAAUUUCACGAUACCGCCGAACGCGAAGCGUACGUCAAACGCAGUGGUAACUAAUAGUUAAGUGCGGAACCCGCGAUCUCUGUAAAAAGUUUAGUCAAUUUUCUCCCUGUCCCUCGCCAUGUGUAAAGUUACAAAGCUCGAUUCGCCGGUUCUCCUCAAGAUGCGGCACCCGCACGGAGUGAAUAACAACGGUGACGACAAGAGUGCGGAUAAAGAGUUCAAGCCGUACAAAAUUAGUGAUGAUCCCGCGGAGAUAAUGCAGAACAAGGUGGUAGACACGGAAAAGCUCCUGAGUCGGACUAAAGAGGAAAAGCCGGAGCAAGACAUCCUCGGCCAAAGCACGGAUGUGUUAAGAUCUUUUAUUAGUUUGUGCAAUGAAAUGUUAGUUAGAGCCAAGGAAUUUUACUAUCAAAGCACCAUUCUGAGAACAACGCAGCCGGCGCACAUAAUCGCUGUUGCAGCGGUCAUCCUGGUAGCAUCCCUAAUCUACCCCUCUCACUCAGCCAAAGAUUCUAGAAAUUCCACGUGCUCGAUAUUGCUCUACUUCUCCGCGUUGAGCAUGCACAUUGGAUCCCAGUUCUGGAUGACUUUCAUGUCAGGAAUUUCACUCUACUUUAAUCUGUCGAGGCAUUCAUUCGGAGACGUUCAGAAAGUUCUGUUCCCUCUUUACUUCACCUGCAACUCAAUCCUCAGUGCCGUCAUCCUUGUACAGUUCGGUCGCAUUCACGCCGCUGACGAAAAAUGGGACCACGCUAUUUACGCACAGAUCGCAGCUCUGAGUUUGUGCUUCCUGUUGGAGCUCCUGAUUCGGUUGUACAUCGCGCCACCGACUUUGCGUCUGAUCGACAUCAAGUCCCGAAUCGAGAAGUCCGUCGGGGUCGGGCAAGAGGUCGGGUGCUACAGAUUGGGGCCGCUCACUUCCUGCCCGCACUAUAUGGCCCUCCACAAGGCCUUCCGCCAGUUCCACCUGUGCGCCGCCAUCGGCAACGUUCUCUGUAUGUCCUGCUCUGCUUUUCACCUCUACUACCUGGCCUCCAACUUCAAGUCGGACUGCGUCAUGUGAGAGCCUCGCGUCUCCUCCAUAACACCCCGGAAUGAAAAAACGCUAGGAAUGCCGUGAAAGUCUCAUCGAGUUUCGAGGAAGUUUCAGCGUUGAACACACCAUUCAGAAAAGAUCUCAUCUCCUUAAAGUAAACAUGAAUCGACUGAGAGCAAAACGGCACGUACAGGAAAGAGCGCAGCCUUUUUGCUCUGCGGGCAUUUUGCUCUGGUUUGUGGAUCUCGUUUUGGCUGCUGCAAGUUUUGAAUUUAAAAAUGUAUUCUCUCCCGUUCUGCCUUGCUAAGGAAAAACGCCGUAUGAGCAUUCGAAUAUUGCCAAAUUUCCUCUCAGAAAAUGUCGAUUUUUGAGGAAAGUCGUGAAUAUUUUUCAUUGAAAUUUUCAAACUGCUUAGAUCUAAUUUCGAACGAAAGCUUCCGAAAAUUCGAAGGAGGAAUAUUCCAGAAUUUCAGGAGAAUUCGUUGUUUUUCGAAGGGAAUUUGGCAACGCCUGAAGGUUCAUACGGCGUUUUUCUGUAGCACGGCAGCGUGAGUGACACGAUUUUGGUUAUGAUUCCAUGAAGAAAUUGGAAGCAGCUCCCAGUACAACCCCGCAAUCAUCUCAAGCGAAAAAGGAACACAGCAAGUCAACAAGAGCAGUCAAAAUAGCGAACAUCGCAUGAUGCAUUUCCGGUCAUGUGACUUAAAGAUGGGAGUGACUCCUCAUUCAUUAAGGCAUGAUUACUCUUGAGCACGCCAGCAAAAAUCGAAGCCCUCAUCCAGCUUUUUUAAACUUCGAAUGCGUGUAUCGGACGUUCAAGUUAACCUAACAGGAAUUCUGACUGUGCACCCACGUGGUUGAUUGAAAAAUUGCAUCACGCAGUAAGGAUGGCGGUCCUUCUUCCUGUUGUUCUUGCGUCGUUAUUUAUUGGAGAUAGUGCCCUCUUCUGGGCAGAAUUUGCUAAUGCGCAGUGUGUGUUCCUGUAGGAAGCAGUGCAGUGUUAUUUCUGCCCCCAGGGCCCGCUGUAACACAUAUUGUUCAGUCAAAAAGACUUGUGUUCGGACUCUUGCCUAGCCAUAUAAUAGUGUCGUUGUAAACAGGAAUAAGAACUUUUGCUGUUGAUGUUGAAUGUGCGCUCGUACAAACUCGUAAGUCUUUAGUUUUGAAAAAAUAGUUUGGACUACAGUUCAGUUUGGACUCAAGAAGAUUGGAAACAAACUUCACUGAAUUUUGCAAAUUCCUAGAUCUAUGAAUUUUUUCUGCUUUAGGAGGACUCCUACAUCCAAGAGCAUCAAAUUGACUUUAGUGUGGCUCUUGAAGCAUCAUUUUCUACAUGAUGCGUGAUCAUAGGUCACACUAAAGGUCGUAACCUAUCUAUAUUUGCUUUGAAUCUCAAAUACGUCGACAAAAAAGGAGCCAGAACACUAAAGUCCAACUUUUUCUCGUAACAAAAAGACUUUUUACGACUAGUAAAUUUUUUAGCGCAAAUUAGCGAACAUUUAAUAUUAGCCGUAAGGUCAUUAAAUAUAAUUAUUUAUAUUCAUCAUGAAUAGAGACUCUAGUCCAAUUUCAACGGCUUUGUUUGGUUAAAUUGCAGGGUUGAAUUCAGAUUUUAGAUACUCUCAAAAGCAAUGGGUACUUGACAUUUAUACUCAUAGUUUUUUUGACCAAGACAGUAACUUACUCUGAAUUCAUCCUGAGGGGAGUGCCUGCAGAUCUGUAAAGUAUGUUCGGUAAAUAUUGUGAUCAAGAGCAAUGCGCUUACUCAAAAAUGAAGUUCCUAUUAAAUGAGGGGGGAGAGAGGGUAAAAUUAGAUUAAUUGCUGUUCUCUCUGUUGAUCAGAGUUCUCUGUAGUUUCUUUGUGAUGUUUAUUAAUUUGUGUUAGUUAGAAAAUUCUUAGGUAAAUUAAAAAUUCAAAAAAAUAUAAAAAUAAAAUAAAAACUCAAUAAAUCAAUAAUAUGAAAAUAGCCCUGCGCAAGAACAUUGAACUUUCAAAGAUAUUUUAUAACUUUACAAUUAAAAUUCUGUUAAAUUGAGCCUUCAAGUUUGCAAUUCAUGGUCUGGACUACACUCAAAUAAUCUUGAAAUAUAGUUAGGACUGUAUUAUGCGUUUAAGCACAGUGUGUACUUGGUAAUUUUAAAAUAUUAACGCUACUCGUAUCAUUUCCCAUAGACCCUGGUCCUGGUCAUAAAUUCACGCGUUGAACUUUAAAAAAUUAUCCAACGUUAGAGCAUCUACUUCUGUAUCCGAGUAGAAUUGAUAAUAAAUUAACUAAUCUAGAUACAAUUAUUGUGCAGCUAAUUCAAGACAUUGUAUUUAGGAUGUAGAUGCUUGUAUUUCAAUGCGUGUAUCUAUCCAGUUGCCUGUUUUUGUUUUUCUACUAAUGACAGUAAUAUUUGCGAAGUUCAAUGGAAAAAGUUGUGAUAUUGAUAACAAAUGCCAUUGCAGUAUUUCGUGCACCACUCAUUAGAUAACAACUUCACUCUUUUGAGAACAUAUUUUGCAGAUCUUUUGAGUUUUUAUUGACUGAGACGUCAUUGAGCAUUCACAGGUGAAACCUCGAAGGUCAGCAAAAAUAGUGAGCUCCACACUGGAUUUAUAGGAAUAAAAUGUCUACACGCAUACAUUUCAUCAGUCUUUUUUCAAUAAAAUUUGUAAAGAAACAUAAAAAAAAAAUCUUAAAAUGUUUAACACUUAUUUAUUUUUAGUAAUUGUUGUAGUAAAAGCAAUUAUAAAUAUAACCCACCUAUACUUAAUUUAUUUGUCUUCUUUUCAAUUUUUUAUACAUUAUCGAAGAAAUUUCCUCUACAAUGAUUUUUGUUGUCCUAGAUUCGUUUGCCUCAGUGUUAUGCGUGCUUUGUGAAAAUAAAUUGUGAGUUUUUGAAUGAAGCGUCCAGUUUUAAAUUCCAAAAGUUUGGUGAAAUUUAGACAUUAAUGCCAAAUUAAUUUAUUUUUAAACUGUUCAUUGAAAUAUUUUAACUUUGAUGAGUAUUGGAAUAAAGUAUUUCAUACUAGAAAUCCAUGCCAGUGGAUUGACCAGAUGUAUAUAUUUGACUGGAAGAAAGAUUUUGAAAACUUUGGAACUCAGUGCUUUGUUUCUUCUUCCUCUUUCCUGGGAGCCAUGGGAAGGGAUAAAAAAUGAAAAGAGAAAACUCGCUUAGUCUGCUAUAUCCCCUCCAUUUGAGUACUUUAUUUUCUUCAUUCUGCCUUUUUUAUUAAGCCACCAAACGUAAACCAUGAUUUUAAAUCAUCCUAGAAGAUGCUUAAAGGUCCUUAUGGGUUCGUAUUUUACUUCUUCAAAACUGAAGAGUAGAAAUUCAAAACUUGAUGGGCGCUUUCAGAUACAGCUAAAACUGUGAAACUGUUUCUCUGAUUUAAUGGGAAUUCGAUGCCCACGAAUAGAAAGCUUUUGUCAUGAAAAUUUGGCCAAUAUUCGGAGAAAACUUCCACGAGAGAGAUGUACAAAGCAAUCGCAUUUAACGGUGAGUAACAUCAUACACAGGCUCAGAGGCGGAUCCAGCGAUUUGGCAACACCGGACUUCCUCCAUUUAAACCUGUGUUAAAUAAUCGAUUCUUGUCGGGGCACCUGGCCCCUUCAAGAAUCGAUACAUUUCCAUAGGUAUCAAUGGAGAAAAACAAUGUUGCCAAUUUGCUGUAACCGCCGAUGCACAGGCUGAGCAACACCCGAAAGCGCUUACCAAAUGUUUGAAUUCUACGAAUAGAAUGGUUAAAAUCUUAAUUAUUCGCAUAGUACCAAAUGUAAUAUCCAUAACUAAGUAUAUUGUUAAGAGAUUGAGCAUUACUCAUUAGGCUUUAUCGUGCUUAAAUCUAAUGGCAUUUUUUUUGAAACUGGAUGUAUGGAAGGAGUGCGUGAUUAUUUUGCAACUGGCCAACAUUUUUAAUACAAUACCAUCAAAAGAGAUAACCGAUUUUGAUUUUACCAAAUGUCAGUGCCUUUAUGUACUAGAACACAAAAUAUAAUGACUUAUAUCAAUUAAA
This is a messenger RNA of Bemisia tabaci, 5072 nucleotides long. Its product is annotated as transmembrane protein 205. Lineage: Eukaryota; Metazoa; Arthropoda; Insecta; Hemiptera; Aleyrodidae. The record is from RefSeq and is a predicted model, not a curated record.